Pipistrellus nathusii (Nathusius's pipistrelle) is the source of this 1989-nucleotide messenger RNA. The record is from the annotation of a GenBank genome assembly. NCBI's taxonomy places the organism in Eukaryota, Metazoa, Chordata, Mammalia, Chiroptera, Vespertilionidae.
AUGAGUUCCUCGAUGCAUUUCAGCCCGUGUCUCUCAUGGAAAAGAAUCCUGAGCGUCUUUAUCCUGCCAUUGAUCUCAGCAGGCUUUGCUCCUCGGGCAACAUAUAAAGGGAAAAAGAACCUUCCUGUCAAGGAAGCUGGUCCGCAGCCGCAGGAGAGCAGCAGGUUUAACUGGUCACAUCUGACCCCUCUGGAGCUGAAGGACCGCGCGGUGGGACUUCAGACGCAAAGCACCCCUGAGAGCAGCCCGCACUUCACUCUGGAGGGGCACAAGUUCCUGAUCUUCGGGGGCUCCAUCCACUACUUCCGGGUGCCCCGCGGGUACUGGCGGGACCGCCUCCUGAAGCUGCAGGCCUGCGGCUUCAACACUGUCACCACCUAUGUCCCCUGGAACCUCCACGAGCCCCAGAGAGGCACAUUUGACUUCUCCGGGAACCUGGAUCUGGAGGCCUUUGUCUGGCUGGCCUCGGAGGUGGGGCUGUGGGUGAUCCUGCGUCCAGGCCCCUACAUCUGCAGCGAGAUCGACCUCGGCGGCCUGCCCAGCUGGUUACUGCAGGACCCGGAGCUGAGGCUGAGGACAGCUGACCAGGGCUUUGUCCAAGCGGUUGAUCGAUACUUUGAUCAUCUGAUUGCCAGAGUGCUUCCUCUCCAGUACCGCCAGGGAGGCCCAGUCAUCGCGGUGCAGGUGGAGAACGAGUACGGUGCGUUCGCCAAGGACUGGACGUACAUGCCGUACCUUCACCAGGCCCUGCUGAGCAGAGGGAUUGUGGAGCUGCUCUUGACCUCAGAUGCAGAGAAAGACGUGCUCCAAGGCAGCAUAAAAGGAGUGUUGGCCACCAUCAAUAUAAACUCAUUUCGGAAGGAUACUUUCAUGCACCUUGAGACAGUGCAGAUAGAUAAGCCCAUUAUGAUUAUGGAAUACUGGGUCGGCUGGUUUGACACGUGGGGAGGUAAACACAAGGUUAAAAACGCGGACGCUGUCGUAAAAAGCGUGUCUGAAUUUAUCAAAUCGGAGAUCUCCUUCAACACGUAUAUGUUCCACGGCGGGACCAACUUCGGGUUCAUCAACGGGGCCACGGACUUUGGGGAGUACAGCAGCGUCGUCACCAGCUAUGACUAUGAUGCUGUGCUGACGGAGGCCGGCGACUAUACGGAGAAAUAUUUCAAGCUUCGGAAACUCCUUGGAUCCGUCUUAGCAUCUCCCCUGCCCGCCUUACCUGCACUCAUUCCCAAGGCUGUGUAUCCUCCUGUGAGGCCCUGCCUGUACUUGCCGCUGUGGGAUGCCCUACAGCACUUAAACGAGCCGGUCAUAUCCAGCGCACCGGUCAACAUGGAGAGUCUCCCCAUCAACUCUGGAAACGGCCAGUCCUACGGGUUCGUGCUUUAUGAGACGCGCAUCUGCUCCGGAGGCUGGCUCCGUGCAGAUGUUCGAGACACGGCACAGGUGUUUUUGAAUGAAAUACGCAUAGGGUCUCUGGAUGAUGGUCACGAGACCUUGAACAUCCCUGCAGUCAGGGAGUGCCAGCUCCUGAGGAUCCUGGUGGAGAACCAAGGACGAGUCAACUAUUCGUGGAAAAUUCAAGACCAGCAGAAAGGAGUAACUGGCCCCGUGACCAUCAAUGGCACCCUCCUGAAGGGGUUCACUAUCUAUUCUCUGGAAAUGAAGACGAGCUUCUUUGAGAGGCUCCGCUCUGCCGCCUGGAGGCCUGUCUCCAACAGCUCCCUGGGCCCCGCCUUCUACCUGGGCACCCUGCAGGCUGGCCCUUCUCCCAGGGACACCUUCCUGAGGCUGCCGGACUGGAGUUAUGGAUUUGUGUUCAUCAAUGGCCGUAACCUUGGGCGAUAUUGGAAUAUCGGACCACAGCAGACACUGUAUCUUCCUGGUGCCUGGCUGCACCCAGAAGACAAUGAGAUCAUUGUGUUUGAAAGAAGCAAGAGUGGUUCGUCCAUCCAAACUACAGAUACACCCAAACUUAAGAUGGUGCCGUAA